CAUGGAUUGAGGAUUUCUAGUGAUCGCGCCUUGUAACUUUUGGUUUUUCUUUUUUGGUUUGUAUCUUGCUAGGAUCUUUGUUGGUUUGUAACUUUUGGUAUGUUGUACUAAAGGCACCUCCCAGAAUAUUUUGAUUUGUCUUUUUUGGCUCAUAUCUUGCCAUCGUGCCUUAAUUUGUUGUUCAUAUUAUACUUGGAUAUUCGUUAAGUUAAUUUCUUGUUCCUGCUAUAUUAUUGAACAUUGUUGAUUUAUUUUUUGUUAACUUGUUUCUUUUAUGUAUUCAGUAACAUGAAUAUCCAGCCGGGGCAUUUGCCCAAAAUGUUGACAGGCUAUCAAAGGUUAAAGGAAAAAAGAAUGGAACAAAACUUAGGAGAAUUGAAGGUUGCUGGAAUCAAGAAUGUGCCAAAGUCAUUGUUUGGCUUAAAUCAAAGUGGUAACGGAAAAGGUAAUGAUAAGGAAAAGAACGACAUUGGGCGCUGUGCAGUCAAGAUGGAAAAGGGUGGCAGCCCCCAGGGAGCAACCCAAGCUCAGCAGCUUCCCACAUCACCUGCUAAACAAACAGACAUGUAUGUUUUGCAGCCCACAUACGGUUGUCGGCUGCGUAGAAACUCAUGCAAUCCCUUCAAAAGCAUCACAAAAUCUCAAACGCAAAAGAGGCCCGACCAAGCUGAAAACCAUUGCUGUAGAUGGAAGUAGUCGGAUUGAAGUUAUGUUUGACGAGAAUGGUCAACCAAUAGGUGAGGGAUCAAUCAAGUUGUCUUCUUUCUUGGGACCUCUAGUUCGAGAGAUUGUACCAUAUACACUUUCGGAUUGGCGAAAGCUUCCUUCAGGAAUGGCAGAAAUCCUAUGGCAAUGCAUUAAGGUAAGAUUCAAUCUUAAUGAAGAAUGGCAUAAACAAAUGGUUUUCCGGAGAAUGAAUGAAGAUUGGAGAGCCUCAAAGUCGAUAUUAGUAAAAAAAAAUAAGAAACGCUUCAAAUGAGGAGGAAAGGCUAAAGCUACAGCCUGAUAAUGUCAAAUCACUGCAUGAUUGGAAGAAUUUUGUGAAGGAAAAGACUAGUGAACAAUUCAAGGUGACAAGCGAGAACUUUAAAGAUAUGAGAAGGAAACAGUUGGAGCUGCAGCAUACCAUGAGUCGUAAGGGAUAUGCACGGUUGACUGCUGAACUGAAAACGAAAAAAAAAAAGACCUCCAUAAGUAGAGCCGUUGUUUGGGCCGAUGGACAUAGAGACAAGAAUGGUAAACCCAAGAACAAAAAUGUUGCUCAAAAGAUUGAAGAUAUGGGAAAAAUUGAACGGAAUGGACAGAAUUCAACUAAUCUGAAAGAAGAUGUUGUUUCUAAAGUGCUUAGUGCCGAAAGGCGUGGCCGUUUAAGAACAUUUGGAAAAGGAGUCACACUAACAAGAUUAACUAUAUUAUCACAAAUGAAUGGUCAGUUUGCUCAAUUACGUGAAGAAAAUGCUAAGAUGAAGUCUCAAAUGUCGCAUAUGCAAAAUACAUUUGACGAGUUCAAGAAAAGCCAAGUUCAGAAUCCAGUGACAAAUGAAGCAACACCUACACCCAUUAUUUCUCCCUCGGUAAGAAGUCAUCCUCAGAGUGACAUUACCAAGUGCAAGUUGCUAGAUUGGAUGGGGACAGGAGACCUAGUUGCUGAGGGGCGUUGGGCUUCAAGUGAUCCAACUUCGUGUGCUCAUUGUAUUCCGAUUGGACCUAAUGCAAUGAAAAUUUGGGUGGAUGUAGCAAAGAAAACUAAAGUGUAUCUGUGGAGGGCUCCAAGUGAUAUGAUCUAUAUCGAAGAUGCUGUGGGAACUACCAUCGCAUGGCCUGCUGACUUUGUUAUUAUGGACUCUUCUUCGCCAGGGUUUUUGGGUUGAUAGAGAAGUGCUGUUGUGACUUUUUGCUGAAGAUAUAGGUAUGAUAUGAUCUUACUAGCGUGUUGGUUGUCAUGAUCGCUUGGUUGGUUGAAGCCUUUUUGUUGAUACUUAUUGGAUGGAUAGAUAUUUUGGAACGACUGUUUUGGUUGAAUCGCGCCUUUUUGUUAAUAUUAUGGUGCCAAGGUUUGAACUCCACUUUUGGGAUACAUAGAUGUUUCGGAAGGCCUUUUUGUUGAUAUUUGGUGAAGAGACUUGUACUCCACUUUUGGGAUAGAUAGAUGUUUCGGAGGGCCUUUUUGUUGAUUUUUGGUGACAAGGCUUGUACUCCACUUUUGGGAUAGAUAGAUGUUUCGGAGGGCCUUUUUGUUGAUUUUUGGUGACAAGGCUUGUACUCCACUUUUGGGAUAGAUAGAUGUUAUGGAGGGCCUUUUUGUUGAUUUUUGGUGACAAGGCUUGUACUCCACUUUUGGGAAGGAUAGAAAUGUUGGAAGGACAUGUAGUAUACUGAUUUUCUUCUAUGUAAUGGUAAUUCCUUUAAUGUUUGGAGACAUUUUGUUGGUUUUGUAU
This is a messenger RNA of Rhododendron vialii, 2438 nucleotides long. RefSeq lists its product as uncharacterized. The transcript is spliced from 8 exons. The record is from RefSeq and is a predicted model, not a curated record. Bases 1095 to 1871 code for a protein of 258 amino acids. Lineage: Eukaryota; Viridiplantae; Streptophyta; Magnoliopsida; Ericales; Ericaceae.